CGUGAGAGUUGUGUCUUCCUUCUCUUUAUCAUACAGUAUGCACAUGUUCACAAGUUUACACUGUAAAAUCUCCAACACACACACACACACACACACAUGCAGUCAUGUAUGCAGCUAUGAAACUGUAGUGUGUAGCAUAAAUACACUCACUGGCCACUUUAUUAGGAACAGUCAUGCAAUUAUCCCAUCAGCCAAUCAUGUCACAGCAGCACAAUGCAUAAAAUCACGCAGAUACAAGUCAAGAUCUUCAGUUAAUGUUCACCUCAAACAUCAGAAUGAAGAAAAAGUGUGAUCUCUGUGACUUUAACUGCGACAUGGAUGUUGGUGCCAAUUUAUAUAUUUCAUAAAUUGCUGAUCUCCUUGUUGAUGGUCAGAGGAGAAUGAGCAGACUGCUUCGAGCUGACAGGAAGGCUACUGUAACACAAAUAAUCACUCUUUACAACCGUGGUGAGCAGAAAAGCAUCUCAGAACAUCUCCCAACACAUCAAACCUAGAGUUGGAGGAGCUACGACAUCAGAAGACCACAUCAGGUUCCUCACCUGUCAGCCAAGAACAAGAAUCUGAGGCUAUCAUGGGCACAGACUCACAGAAACCUGACAGUUGAAGACUGAAUUUUAGAAAAUGUCACCUUCUCUGUCAGCAUUAAUUAUGAGCAAAAACGAAAGUGUGAAACUUGUGCAAAAAUUUCAAAAUCUACUGUUAUCAGCCGCCAGGAGGUGCAAGAACCAUCACCAUCAGCAUGUUGAGUGAGAAAAUGGCACUGCGUUUAAAGAAAGGCGCCUGAUACGGAGGAGGGUCAGUGAUGCUCUGGGAUGUUUUGUGCCUCGGAAAUCUUGAAUUCUUCCAAAUCAGCACAGAAAUAGUCAAAAACAAAGAUUAGGAAUAUGAUUAGCAUGUAUUUUAUAUCGUAUAGUAGAGUUAUGGGGCAAUGUUCCUCUCUCAGAUGUUACUUUGUCCCCAGAAAAUUGCUAAACAUCACUAUUUAUGAUUGAAAAAACAUUGUUAAAACUGUGUCUGAAUAUAUUUAUAUAAUUUCUGAGCUAUUACAGUGUCAGUGAAACAUGACUGAAGCGCCUCUUAAAAUGGAAAGCUAUCUGUUAUUUAUUAAAAAAAAAAAAACACCUCUGUGGAUUAUCCUUUAUUCAUUUUAUAUACAUUAUUACGUUAAAACUCUAGCUGCUUCCGGGUGAAACUACACUUCCCAUAGAGCCUGCUAGUCACGUGGUGUCUGCACGCACGGCUCACGCUCACGCUCUCGCCUGCGUCAUCACGUCGCGACCUGCUCCGUGCGUGUGUGUCUGUUCUGAUAAGUUUAGGUCUCUAAUUUGAUAUGAAAUUCGCGACAUGUUUGGCGUUUCCCGGCGGAAAUGACGCAGGGAUGUGAUUUCCUCAUCAGCUCGGGCGAUGGAGGAGUACGUGGUCCUGGGGCAGGUGGGAGAGGGGGCGUUUGGGAAAGCGCUGCUGGUCAGAGAGAAGGCGGGUUCGGGGCGCCGCUGUGUGGUGAAGCAGGUCGGCGUGUCCCGGAUGUCCCCUCGAGACAGAGAAGCAGCCAAAAAGGAAGUGACUUUACUGUCUAAAAUGAAACACCCCAACAUUGUGGCUUUCUUCCAGUCGUUUCACGAGAGAAAUACUCUCUACAUAGUGAUGGAGUACUGUGAUGGUGGGGAUCUGAUGAAGAAAAUCACUUUGCAGCGAGGACAGCCAUUCACAGAGGAACAGAUAAUAGACUGGUUUGUUCAGAUCUGUUUGGGUCUGAAGCACAUUCAUGACAGAAAAGUUCUGCACAGAGACAUCAAAGCUCAGAACAUCUUCCUCACUCAAGGAGGGACAAAAGUCAAACUCGGAGACUUUGGCAUCGCAAGAAUGUUAAACAACACAACAGAGCUGGCAAGAACAUGCGUCGGGACGCCAUACUAUAUUUCUCCGGAGAUCUGUGAGAACAGGCCUUAUAACAACAAAACAGAUAUCUGGUCUCUCGGCUGUGUCCUCUAUGAGCUCUGUACACUCAGACACGCAUUUGAAGGCAGCAGUCUGAAGCAGCUGAUCGUGAGGAUCUGUAGGGGGCGCUACACUCCGGUAUCACAGCGUUACAGUGCUGAACUCAGGCUGCUGCUCACACAGCUGUUUAAGGUCAAUCCCCGAGACCGGCCCUCAGUCAACUCGCUGCUGAAACGGCCGCUUCUGCACAAACACAUCAGCAAGCACCUGGAUCCACAGUUCAUGGAGGAGGAAUUUAGUCACACAGUUCUGCACAGAGUCGAACCUGUAGCACAGCAUGUGAACAAACACACUGCAGUUACACCAAGGCCCGGUCCAGCAGUAAAGCCUGAGCAUCCACUGAACAAGUUGCCUUCCAGACCAGAGCGAAGAUGUGCAGUACCCAAGCCUUGCAUCACACGGAAUAAAAAAGUGACGGGCCAAGCAGCGGUGGUAGAAGUGGGAAAGGCACGAGCAGGAAUGGCCGCUCAGUUUGAGACCAAGCCGAAUGCACAUCUGCAGCACUACAGGCAGCACCGUGACCAUCGGGACCACCUGCAGCACCAGCCACGUCUUCAUCAACCUCCUCUUCUUCCUCGUCUUGCAGCACAAGAACCCAUGGAGCUGGAGAGACCAGCCAACAGACCGAAUGCUCUGGAGCCAUACCAGCUCGUGGCAGCAGCAAGGGAGGAAUACCUGCAGAGAAGACAAGAAGCCAACCAGUACAAACUCAGAGCGGAAAAACAGCUGGGUCUGAGGCCAAGUACAGCAGAUGCUGAAAGGUACAGAUGCCUUGACGAGAGAGCCGCUCCACCUCAGCAAGCCUCACAAGACAAAAUACGGGAGCAGCAGGAGUAUCUCAGGCAGUUGCAGCAAAUCAGGCAACGUUAUCAGGAUGAGAUCAGAGAGAUGAGGCAGAGAGCCGAUCCUGAGGUCCAGCCAAAUGCAGCAGGUGCAUCCUUGUUGGAGCGUCCUACAGAAGAACACACACAUCCACCCAAUGAAGAGCAAAAGCCCACAGAUAUGGAAAAAGCUCUGAGGCAGAUUCUUGAGCAGAACCAGAAAGAGAGGAGAGAGCUGCAGAAAAAAUAUAACGACAAGAAAGGAGUCAUGUUUGAGAUCAAGCUGCAAGAUGACAGAAUGCAGCGUGAAGGAGAUAAAGAACCACAGGAAAUGGAUGAAAAGAAUGAGGAGGAUCCUCUGAAUCAAACACUGAAAUUUGAUGCAGAGCUCAAAUUUUGGAGACCAGCAGGUGAGACCGAAAUCAAGCCUGAAGAAAGAGUUGAGGAAGAAAGGAGCGACGAAGGAGAGAAGCAGGUGAAAAGAGGGAUGUGGCGACACGAAGCUCCUCAGACUCUUCUGAAUGCUCUGGCCAACAUGGAGGUCUCAUCCAUCUGCUCCACGUAUUCGUCCACACAGGUAAAUCAGGAAGAGAAGGAGCGAAGUCCAGACGGGCGGAGAAAAUGGACAGACUGCCCUCCUGAUACACUCCUUAAUGCUCUGGCAAAGGCACAGCUCACCGACUCUACACUGGGAACAUUCGAGCCAUUGGGUGAAGACAGUGUGCUGGAGGAGGCGAGGGAAAAGCUGGUGGAAGAUAAAAAAACAGACGGCGCUGUUGAUGAAGGAGAGGACGACUCUGACGUGGAGGUGGACGAGGAGCGCCUGGAGCCCAGAUCAGAUGACGAUGACACGAACUUCGAGGAGUCAGAGGAUGAGCUGAGGGAGGAGGUGAAGGACUCCAUGAGAAACCUCUUUAUCAUGGAGGAUGAGGAGGUGGAGGAGGGUAGGAAUACAGAGACUCACACACCAGCGGCCCUGGAACAGAGCCAGUCCUAGGCUGAGCAGGGAAAAAAACGAAAAGCCCCUGAACCCAGAGGAGCAUCAGCAUUGGGGAAACAUCACCAGAAUGAUUAACAGUGUCCUGUUUUAUUGUUGCAAAUUCAUGACAUCAAUUAAUAAUAGGGUGUUUGUACUGAAAAGGAGUUUACUAAUGAAAUAAACAUUACAGACACUGUGACAAGGUAUUAGCAUCAAAUGUAUUCUAAUGCAAGUUUAACAGAGUGCUGAAGUAUAUUUACAGGUUUUGAUAUGGAUAGGUUUCUGUGUAAUAGAAACUAUCAGUAAUAGGUAUAUGCUAAUAGUUUUAAAAUAAAUAUUCCCUAAUUAAUUCCCUCUUUCUUUGCAGUAUGGACUCUUGUGACUUGUCACCUGCUACUUUCUGUUUAGCUCAUCUCACGUCUCACACAUACUCAGAUCAUUACUAAAGGAGAGAGAGAAUGAGAUUACAUAAAGAUACACUAUAUGGCCCAAAGUAUGUGCUUCUUCCCCAAACUGUUGCCACAAAAUUGGAUGCACACAAUUGUAUAGAAUGUGUUUGUAUGCUGUAGCAUUACAGUUUCCCUUCACUGGAAGUAAGAGGCCCAAACUUUUUCCAGCAUGACAAUGCCCCUGUGCACAAAGCGAGCUCCAUGAAGACAUGGUGUGUGAAGGUUGGCGUGGAAGGACUUGGACUGCAAUCUAAAAUUAAGCAUUGUGUAACACCUUAUCAUAGCACUCCAUUAACCCAUGAGUUUGGGAGUGGUAUAUACUGGAUCAGAUUACUUCCAACAAUUCAUAAAUUUUGCCUGGUGUGUGUGUGUCACAAAAUGAUGUGCGCUGAUCAAUUAUGAUGCCUUUUGGGAUCCCAAAUUUAUGCAAAACUGUGCCUCAAAUACAACCAGGUGUAUAUCCAAGUAUGCCUCAGCAUCAUCCUGGUGAGAGAGAAGGAGCUUAUUGGUGGAAUAGUGGAAAGGAAGGAAGGAAGGAAGGAAGGAAAGAGGAAAGGAAGGAAGGUAGUGCUACAAGUAUUCGGGUCUGAUUUAUUGCUGAUGUUUUGGUAACACUUUACAUGGAAACACAUUGUAGGUGUUUUCUGCUUUUCCUUGAUGAAUGAUGAAUGAAUGAUGUUUCUAGAAAUGUGCAGGUUGAUAAAUGCGUAAAAUAUCUCGACACAAGAGAUGAUACCUGAUAUAUAACUGCUCGUAAUUUUAUGUGCUCAGGCAGUACAUAGCUCUAUUUUAUAAUUUUCUUUUUAUAUGUGACCAAUUUACUAUGAUUAGAUCACAGUGUGUGGGUUUGAAAAGACCACAUUACCAGUUAAACCCAGAGAAGCUGGAGGAAACCUACACAAACAUGGGAAGAACUUGUGAAACCACACACAGACAGUAACCUGAGUUUAAUAUUGAACCCACUCUUUCUUUCAUUUGAAGCUCAUGUAGAAAAAUAUUACUAGGAUAGCCUUCUUUGAGCUCAGAAAUAUUGCUAAUACAGAAAAAUUAGUUCAUGCUUUUGUUACCUCUAGGUUGGAUUAUUGUAAUGCCUUACUGUCUGGAUGUUCCAGUAGAUGCAGUUAGUCCAGAAUGCAGCAGCCAAAGUGCUUACUAGAACCAGACGAUAUGACCACAUCACCCCUAUCUUAUCCACACUGCAUUGGCCAAACAGCCCCACAGUUAUGGAACAGCCUUCCAAUUAAUUUUCCAGACUCAGACACAGUCUCAGUGUUAAAGACUAGACUGAAAACAUAUUUGUUUAGUCAAAUAUACCCCCAUGGGGUAUACCCGUCUGGACCCGCCUGAUCCAUCCUGAUGGACCCACUUCUACUUGGAGCCUCGCUCACCUGAAAAUCACGCACUGCUGCUGAAGAUGGCCCCACAUGGAUAUCCUACAGAUCACCAUGGGUUUACUGUGGAUUGUAACACACAGACAGCUUUAAGAUGGCUGUGGAUGUGGAUUUCAGCAAUUGCUAAGAACAGGUUACAUUCAAAUCUCCAUCAUUGAACAGCUGAUCAUUUCAGUUUGAAGAACAAGAACAAGAAACUUAAACAGCAAACUCUAAUGAUGCUCAUACUCAAGUUCCUUUUAACACAUUGAGCACUGCUUGACUUUAUAGUAUACAGUUAGAGAUGAGAAACUAUUUAUAAUCGCAGUACUCUCUGUCACCCAGACAAGGAUGGUCUUGGUAUCCAGGGGCACUUCCAGCUUGGGCCACUAGAGGGCACUCUGGCUGUCUCGCAGGACUUCUUCGUCUGUCGUCUCCCUGAGUUCCUGUACUAACCAUGCUCAUGUGUUUUUCAUGACUUUUUUGAUUAUUUGCUCUAUUUAAGUUUUUUUUUUUUUAAUGCUGGAGCAUUGUGUGAAGUCAGAUUAUGUUUUUUUGUUGCAUUUGUUGUAGUUUUCACUAUGCAUAGUCUGUUUAAAUAGUUAUUGUUAAGUCUUAUUUUCUUAGUUUAGCUCAGUUUCUGGUUACACUGCUGUUAUUCUGUCCCUGUGUCUUUUUCCUUGGGUUAUGGUCCCCUAAAUAAAGAGGUUCUUCAUGUGCAUCCAUCUCCAUGGAUUUCCUCGUGACAGAGUCUGGUUUCUUCCUUUCGUUGUGUCGGGGAGUUUUUCCUUGCCAC
This is a messenger RNA of Pangasianodon hypophthalmus (striped catfish), 6413 nucleotides long. It is a transcript of the gene nek5, whose product is annotated as serine/threonine-protein kinase Nek5. The record is from RefSeq and is a predicted model, not a curated record. Gene Ontology annotation, molecular function: protein kinase activity; ATP binding. Gene Ontology annotation, biological process: protein phosphorylation. Lineage: Eukaryota; Metazoa; Chordata; Actinopteri; Siluriformes; Pangasiidae. The transcript is spliced from 22 exons. The coding region runs from base 1405 to 3816 and encodes 803 amino acids.